AUGGCGGAGAGCGACCAGGAAGCCAUGCGCGCGGUGUACGCAGCGCUGCCCAGGUGGGUGUUCUUCUGGCAUGACAGUAAUUCGCCGAGCGAGCUGUUCGAGAUGGGCGGCAACCUCACCUACAAGUGCUGCGUCACGCCCAUACCCUCGUCGUGCCACCUUUGGUGCCCCAUCGAGUGCACGUCCGCCGGCCGCAUCACCAGCAUAUUCUCCGAUCCCAGCCGCGAGGACAUGCCCGGGCCCGCCGGGGUUCAGGGAGGGAGCUGCCCGCCCGGCGCGCUGUCUCCCGCAAUUGGCGACCUCGAGGAGCUCUCCGUGCUGAUAUUGCGCCAUUCGUGCCUCGCCGGCGACCUGCCGGACUCCGUCACGCGCCUCCAGAAGCUGACGGAACUCGACAUGCCCGAUAACAGCUUCUCCGGCCCCAUUCCUCCCGGGCUCUUCGGCCUGCCCGCGCUCCGCCACGUGGAUCUGAGCACCACCAUUGGCAGCGGCCUUUCAGGGCCCCUUCCCGACGGGCCCGACGCGUACUCCCCGUCCCUGGAAACAGUUCGCCUUUCCGCACACAACAUCUCGGGGGAACUUCCGCACGCGAUUUUCCGUGCGCCUGCGCUGCGCGAGUUGCGCCUCGAGGGCAACAACCUCACGGGGGAGCUCCCGGGGGAGGCGGGGGCGUACUCGCGAAGCAUCGUCGCGCUCUCCCUGCGCAGUAACGGGUUGACUGGCGGCAUUCCGACCGCGCUGGCGGAGAUGACGGCGCUGACGAAGCUCGACCUGGGGGACAACGGCCUGUCCGGAGACAUCGGCGCGCUAUUCCCUUCUGCUGCUGCCACCGCUACUCCUGACGCUGCUGCGUCAGCUGGUCUCCGCGCGGCGUUUCCGCUGCUCCACUUCCUGGACGUCAGCAGCAACCAGUUCUCUGGCGACGCGGCCGCGCUCGCGCCGCUCCCGCGCGGCCUGAGCCACUUGAACGCGUCGCGCAACAACCUCACGUGGAGCGCCGGCAGCACCUUCUUCGUGACCGUCGUGGACCUCUCGCACAACCGCAUCGCCGGCGCGUUGGCGGAAGUCAUGCGCGACGUGAGCGCGAGCGUGCUGCUUCUGGCGCACAACGAGCUGUCGGGGAGCAUCCCCGCGGACCUGCUUCCCUCCGUGCGCGACGAGCUCGACCUCUCGCACAACCUUCUCUCCGGCGCCAUUCCGCACCUCUGCGGCCCCGGCACGCGCAUCGACCUCUCGCACAACCUGCUCUCUAGCACCUUUCCCUCCCUCUGCGGCCCUGACAACCACUACUACGAAUGCAGCACGGACAUCGACCUGUCGCACAACAACCUCACGGGCGAGCUCCCGCGCGCCGCGGACGCGUACCAGGUCAACAUCGGGUCGCUCUCGCUGCGCGCCAACGACCUGUCCGGCGCGAUUCCGCCGGCGCUGGCGGAGACGAUGCGCUGGCUAACGCACCUGGACCUGGGGGAGAACCGCCUGUCGGGCGCGCCCACGGCGCUCGCGUCGCUGCGUGAUCUGGACGUCGUGCGCCUCGACGGCAACGCGCUGAGCGGGCCGUUCUGCGACGCGCUGCUGCCCGCGCGCGAGCUCUGGCUGGGCUUCAACACCUUUGGCGGCGCCAACGCGGACGCGGAAGGCGAUCUGCACUGGUGCGUGAUACCCGCGAAGGUGGAGGUGCUAAGCGCGCCGCACGCGGGGCUGAGAGGGAGCGUUCCGGGCGACCUGUUCAUGCGCGUGGACGAGCAGUGGGGGCGCGUUGUCAUGGGGUCGCCACCAUUUGUGUUGCAAACGCAGAGCUUGCAUGUGAAUCUCAGCCACAACAGCCUCACGGGCACCCUGAAAGCUUUCUCUGUGAUCCGCAACGGGAGCCUGGACGUGUCGCACAACAAUUUCACGGGCAGCAUUCCGGACGGGUUGUUCCGCCUCGCGAGUACAGGGGGGCUGGAGCGCGGGAGCGAGGAGAGCAGGUGGGGGCUGGAGCGAGAGCGAGCGGUGGUGGACGUGCAGUUCAACGAGCUGUCAGGGCCGCUGUUUGACACGCGCAGGCCCGCCGGCGAGUGGCCGUCCUACUGGAACAAGCUGCGAGUGAGCGGCAACAGCGCUGCCAUGAAGGGCGCCGUGGGCGCGGGGUACCUCCCCGCGCCGUCGCCUGGCGUGCAGGCGUCCGCUGCGGAGACUGAGGCUCUGCUGGCCGUGCGCGAUGCACUCCUGGGGGGAGCAGCGGGGGGAGCAGGUGGGGCAGCAGAGGCGGUAGCACUGGUGAAGGGCGGAAACAGCUCGUGGGCGGUGAUACUGAGCAGCUGGGAUGCGAGCAGCAGCAGCAGCAGCAGCGGUAGUGCGUGUGAGUGGUACGGCGUGGGGUGCACAGCAGACGGGCACGUGCACACGCUGCACCUGCUGGGUGAUGCCACGGUCGCACUGCACCCCAACGUGCUCCCGCACAUGCCCGACUGUGAGAAAGGCCAGUACGGGGAGUUUUCAUGCACCUUCGAGCCCCCGCCACCUCCCCGCACCGCGUGGUUCUUCCUGCAGGGCCUGCGUGCGGGAAGCGGGAGCGGGAGCGGGAGUGCGAGUGCGAGUCUGUCGGAGGCGUUGGGGCAGCUGACUCAGCUGACGUCGCUACGCAUCUCCGGUCACGCCCUCUCCGGCGCCCUGCCGCAGUCCCUCUCGCGCCUCUCGCACCUCGUCGCUCUCGACCUCUCCUCCAACCGCCACCUUUCCGGCUCCAUCCCCCCCACCCUCUUCACUCUCCCCUCACUGCGAGAGCUCACCCUCCGCGGGAACAACCUCACGGGAGCAGCCCUCCCAAACAUCACCGCAGCAGCAGCAGCAACGCUGCCAGUGCCGGGUUUGGAGAGUCUAGACGUGGGGGGGAACGCUCUGUCGGGGUCCAUUCCAGCGCAGGUGAGUCUUCUGACGGGGCUGACGCGCCUGGCGCUGGACCACAACCGGCUGGACGGAAGCUUGCCACGGGAGCUCGGCGCGCUCUGGAUGCUCCGAGACCUUCAGCUGCAGGGGAACGCCCUCCGGGGCGGGCUUCUUGACAUCACCACUGUUAUCGAUGCACCUGCCAGGGCUGAGCUGCGGAGCCUGACCAAAGUGUUCCCGCUACUCGACUCCCUGGACGUCAGCAGCAACCAGCUCUCGGGCGAUGCCGCUGUGCUCUUCUUUCCGGAGGGAAAUGAGAGAGAGUACCAGCUCAAGCACCCCUUCCCGCGCAUGCGCUACCUGAAUGCGUCGCACAACAACCUCACAACCGAAUUCAGGCUGAACGUGGAGAUGAUUGCAUCCGUGGUGGACCUCUCCCACAACCAGAUCCGCGGCCGGCCGUAUGAGGUAUUUGGCGUGGCCUUCUGGCAGGAGGCGUUCAUAGAUGUGUUGCGCCUGUCGCACAACCAGCUGUCAGGGAAUGUGCCCAUUGACCUGUUGCAACAAGUGGGUGGAGAGCUAGAUCUCUCCCACAACCAGCUCACCGGCACGCUGGACGACAUAGUUGAUGAUUAUUUUUGGAGGCAUGCGUUCAUGGAUGUGCUGCGCCUGUCACACAAUCAACUGUCGGGGAAUGUGACCUCGUAUUUGCUGACAGCGGUGGGCGUAGAGCUGGACCUCUCCCACAACCACCUCACCGGCACGCUGUCGGCACUGAAUCCCGCAAUGACCGCCGUCAACUUCUCCCACAACAACUUCUCUGGCGCCAUCCCGCCUCUCAGUGGUGCCCUGGAGACGUGUGACUUGUCGCACAACCAGCUGGAAGGGGCAAUCCCCCCGCUGGGACCGAGAAUGGUGCAUGUGAACGUGAGCUGGAACAACCUUACUGGGCUUAACGCGUCAGUGCUUCUCCAGGAUGCGAGUGCGCUGCGCAGCCUGGACGUAUCUCAUAACGCCAUCACUGGGGGGCUGCCCGCUCUGGCUGACGGCAGCAGCAGUGGGCUCGCGGGCCUCACCUAUCUCGUCCUCUCCUUCAACUCCUUCUCUGGCGCCCUUGCACAACACCACCUCCCGUUCCCAACCACAGCCGCAUGCAGUACGGUGCAGAGCGGUGCAGAGGUGCGGGUGAGCCACAAUGCACUGACAGGGAGCAUCCCUGAUGCUGUCUUCUCCCCGUGCCUCUCCCUGCUGGACCUCUCCCACAACCAGCUCUCCGGCUCCAUCCCCGAUGCUCUCACCACCAGCCUCACUGCUCUAACUCACCUCAGCCUCUCCCACAACCAGCUCACUGGCUCCAUCCUUCCUCUCUCUGCCUGCCCUCGCUGCACUCACGUGGACCUCUCUUACAACCCCCUCUCCGGUGCCAUUCCUGACCUACUCCAGGGCACCAAUCAGAGCGGCCUCCUUCUCCCUCUUUCCCACUUGGACCUUUCUUCCAACCAGCUCACACGACCCAUCCCCAAUGCUCUCACCACCAACCUCACUGGUCUAACUCACCUGAACCUCUCCCACAACCAGCUCUCCGGCUCGCUCCUGCCUGUGGCUGCCUGCUCUCGCUGCACUCACGUGGACCUCUCUUACAACCUCCUCUCCGAUGCCAUUCCCCCCCUCCUCGCCUCCUCGUCUUCCCCUCUCGCCCACCUCAACCUCCGCAGCAACCUGCUCUCAGGCUCGUUGCCGCGCUCCCUCACCCUCGCCCCUUCGCUCAAACACCUGGACCUCUCAAGCAACAAGCUCAAAGGCUCCCUGCCUGCCUUCUGCCAGGGCAAGCAGCGCCUUGCCUCUCUCCUCCUCUCCUCCAACGCUUUCUCCGACCCCCUCUCCUCCCCUCCUCCCCUCCUCCUCCUCCUGCGCCUCCUCCCUCCUCUCCCUCAACGUCUCCACCAACCAGCUCUCCGGCUCGCUCCCCUCGUCCCUCUCGCGCUUCACCACUCUGCACUCCUUGCAGACGUCGCGCAACCACAUGAGUGGUAG
Molecule: messenger RNA, 4905 nt
Organism: Closterium sp. Yama58-4
Lineage: Eukaryota; Viridiplantae; Streptophyta; Zygnematophyceae; Desmidiales; Closteriaceae
Source: the annotation of a GenBank genome assembly